Molecule: messenger RNA, 1124 nt
Organism: Copidosoma floridanum
Lineage: Eukaryota; Metazoa; Arthropoda; Insecta; Hymenoptera; Encyrtidae
Gene: Ciao1
Product: cytosolic iron-sulfur assembly component 1
Biological process (GO): iron-sulfur cluster assembly
Cellular component (GO): cytosolic [4Fe-4S] assembly targeting complex
Molecular function (GO): protein binding
Source: RefSeq, a predicted model, not a curated record
CAGUCAUGAGAUGAUGUCAUGAAUGUUUUGACAAUCUGCUAGAAACAAAAAAAAAAUUUGUUCUUUCGACCCUGGAAUCGUUCACUCGUUAAAAAAUGGGUGUACUCGAUUUGAAGCAAAGCCUGGUUGGACACAAAGGGAGAGUUUGGAACGUUUGUUGGCACCCAUCUGGCGAAUGGCUUGCCUCCUGCGGUGGAGACAAGGCAAUCAGAAUUUGGACCCACGACAAGUCCAAAUGGGUCAUAAAAACAAUAUUAACCGAGGGCCACACUAGAACAAUAAGGGAAGUGUCGUGGUCUCCUUGUGGUAAUUACAUUGCAUCUGCAAGUUUUGAUGCAACAGUAGCAAUCUGGGAUCAGAAAACAGUACAGUUUGAAUGCAAUACUACACUGGAAGGCCAUGAAAAUGAGGUAAAAAGUGUCAGUUGGUCGAUAAGUGGUCAGCUGCUAGCAACAUGCAGUCGUGAUAAGUCAGUGUGGGUUUGGGAAACUCAUGAUGAAGAGUACGAAUGUGCUGCUGUGAUAAAUGCUCAUACACAAGAUGUCAAAAAGGUAAGGUGGCAUCCUACCAAAGACAUACUUGCAUCUGCAAGCUAUGAUGACACAGUUAAAAUCUUCAAAGAGGAUACAGCAAGUAGCGACUGGCUCUGUGUAUCGACUCUAGAGUCGCAUACAUCAACAGUGUGGAGCUUAUCCUUUGACAGCACAGGAGAUCGAUUGGUCACCUGUAGUGAUGACAAAACCCUCAAGAUUUGGCAGCAGUAUGAGCCUGGCAAUGACAGAGGCAUAGCCACACCAGACGACGAGCCAGUCUGGAAGUGCGUUUGCACGUUGUCAGGAUUCCAUUCCAGAACUAUUUACGACGUUGACUGGUGUAAAAAGACAGGCUUGAUAGUAAGCGCCUGCGGAGACGACAUUAUCCGGAUUUUUCAAGAAGACAGUGAUUCCGACAAGCACCAGCCGACUUUUAAUCUCGUCUGUUCGAUGGAUAAUGCACAUACCCAAGACGUUAAUUGUACACAGUGGAAUCCGGCCAUAACCGGCGUUAUAGCCUCGGCAAGUGAUGACGGCACCAUUAAAAUUUGGCAAUACACUGAUUGAUUCGUGUGUACAGAUUCAUGUAUA